AUGAUCUUCAUCACUUGGAACUGCCAGGGUCUUGGUGCUUCCCUGGCAGUAAGGAAUCUAAAGGAGGUUUGCACUAAAUAUAGACCUUCUUUAGUGUUCCUAAUAGAAACAAAAAAGCAUCAGAGUUACUUAAAAAGAAUUAAGAAGAAGCUUGGCUUUCAUAGUGAAUUCUAUAUGGAUCCUAGAGGUAGAAGUGGUGGACUGGCGGUCUGGUGGAUGGAUGAAUUGCAAAUUGAUCUUAUAUCUGGCAGUUCAAACAUUAUUCAUGCUAGGAUCUCUUGCACAAGUGAAGAUGCACCUUAUUUCCUUACGCUGGUUUAUGGACCCCCAAAAGAAGCGGAGAGGUCUCGGGUUUGGGACAGAUUGGCGAGCUUGGCUACUUCUAUAAACGGCUCCUGGUUGUGUGCUGGAGAUUUCAAUGAAAUUCUGAAUCAGAAUGAGAAAAUGGGGGGAAAUCUUAGAGCUGUUAGAAAGAUUCUAAGAUUCCAUAAAAUGAUCAGUGACCGUGAAUUUAUGGAUUUAGAAUUUAAAGGUUCAAGAUUCACCUGGGCUAAUGGUAGAAUAGGAGUGAACAAUAUCAAAGAAAGAAUAGACAGAGUUUUUGGAAAUGGUGAAAUGAGAGAAAAAUUUCCAAAAGCAAUGGUCUUUCACUGUGAACCUAUAGGAUCAGAUCAUCAUUUAUUAGUGGUGGACCUGAAUUACCAACAGGAAAAAAGUCCCAGACUUUUCAGAUUUGAACCUUAUUGGUGUAAGCAUGAGGAAUAUGAUGGGGUGGUUUGUAGAAGCUGGAAUUCUGAUAAAUACCAAAAUUGCAGUGCUGCAGAUGAAGUGGCUGCAAAACUGGUAAAUUGUAGCAAGGCUUUGAGAUCAUGGAGCAGAAAAGCCUUUCCUAAUAAUAGGAAAAGAAUUGAAGUUUUGAUGAGGAAGCUGGAAGAAUGUAAUAAUCAGAUGUUGACUGAGGAAAUUCUGAUACAGAAAGAGGCUAUUUCCCGUGAAAUGGAAGAGGCAAUCAGCUAUGUUGAUUGCAAAAUUACAGAAGCUGAUAAUAUGCGCUUGAUGAGAGCUGUCGCUAAAGAAGAAGUCAAGGCAGCUUGUUUCCAGAUGGGAGGGAGGAAAGCCCCUGGUCCUGAUGGUUUUAUUGGGCAAUUCUAUCACUGUUCUUGGGAAACUGUAGGUGACAAGAUCUUUGAAUUGGUGAAAAAUUGUGUUGAAAAUGGUCUUCUGAUUGAUCUUGUGAACACCACUGAUUUGGUGAUGAUUCCAAAGACUGAUAAACCUGAAGUUGUCACUCAAUAUAGACCUAUAAGUCUUUAUGACUCUUUGUUUUUUAUGAAGGCCUUACGGAAAAACUGCAGAAGGUUAAAGAAGAUUUUUGCAGUAUAUGGAAAUGCUUCUGGUCAAUUAGUUAAUCUGGAAAAAUCUGGAAUUUAUUUUUCUGCAAACACUGAUGAAAAUAGAAGAAACCGUGUUUGUAGGUGGCUAGAAAUAAAAGAAACCAGAGAUCCAGGGAAAUAUCUUGGCCUCCCUAUUAUUUGGAGCAAGUCAAAGGCUGAGUCACUUGCCUUCAAUCGCGAAAAGAUGAUAAAGAAGAUACAAGGAUGGAAACAGAAAUACCUUACUCAAGCUGGAAAGGAAGUAUUGAUUAAGGUUGUAGCUAAUGCGGUUCCUGUUUAUCCCAUGACUUGUUUCAAAAUGCCUAUGAAAACUUGCAAAGAGUUUGAUAGGCUUAUCUCUAAAUUCUGGUGGGGGAAGGGCUUGGAAGAAGAUGGGAUCCACUGGAAAGCAUGGAACAUCAUGACGUUGCAGAAGAAGAAAGGUGGCUUAGGAUUCAGAGACUUUGCAAAUUUUAAUCUAGCCAUGUUAGCAAAGAUUGCGUGGAGAUUAAUUCAGAAUCCUGAGGCUUUAUGGGCUAAAAUGCUGAAGGGUCUCUACUUUCCUCAUUUUGAUUUUCUAAAUGCUAGCAAGGGGGGGAGAGCCUCAUGGGGUUGGUCUAGCAUUUUAGAAGGAAGAGCGUUUCUGAAAUAG
This is a messenger RNA of Neltuma alba, 2025 nucleotides long. RefSeq lists its product as uncharacterized. Gene Ontology annotation, molecular function: catalytic activity. NCBI's taxonomy places the organism in Eukaryota, Viridiplantae, Streptophyta, Magnoliopsida, Fabales, Fabaceae. The record is from RefSeq and is a predicted model, not a curated record. Bases 1 to 2025 code for a protein of 674 amino acids. The transcript is spliced from 3 exons.